Harmonia axyridis is the source of this 4218-nucleotide messenger RNA. It is a transcript of the gene Evi5, whose product is annotated as ecotropic viral integration site 5 ortholog. Bases 373 to 2910 code for a protein of 845 amino acids. Lineage: Eukaryota; Metazoa; Arthropoda; Insecta; Coleoptera; Coccinellidae. The transcript is spliced from 13 exons. The record is from RefSeq and is a predicted model, not a curated record.
UGACAGUUACACUUGUUUAUGUGGAUUGUUGUGUUGGGAAGCUCCGUUAAAUUGUAGUCCUCGUAAUUUAAUUGAAAAUUGAAGAGACUUGAAAAUUGAAUUUUCCCUGAAUUAAUAUAUCUGUGAUAUAACCGGUUUUGUCUUACAUUUUUGGAAGACUACGGAUUUUGUGAAUUGAAGAGAAAAACCAGUGAAGUGAAGAAAAAUUAAUUACAGGGUUUAUUCGGUAUGGCGAUUGUUUUGUGAACAGGUUCCUGAAAUUCAAGGUUCGAACCCCUACAUCUUUGCAGGAACGGUGGGUCGCUCAGUUGUCUUGUUGCUGAACCAUCCGAUGGGGCAACUUACAAGAAACGCCUCGAUGUCGGUAUCGCCAUGAGACUGGACACAGGUUCGCCCUGCAGCAACAGCCCCCAGAAAGAGAACAACAACUCAGUGAACGUCAGUGGCCCAGAGCUGGAGCUCCUCGCCAAGCUGGAGGAGGCAAACCGUAUCAUCGAGUCGGACGCAAAGUCGCUCAACUCGUUGAGCGGCGCCUCCGGCCAGUCGGGACAUUCAAGGAAGAGUUCUGAUACCUCGCAAAUUUCCCUAACUUCGGGCACAAGUUCAACUCAAGAUAGGUCAGAAGAUGGAGGUGGAGAAGAAGAUCUCUGGACCAUGUGGGGAAGAAUUGUGAACGACUGGGAAAAUAACUGGAAAAAACACAAUGGUCAAGUAAGAGAACUUGUCAGGAGGGGGAUACCUGUACAUUUCAGGGCCAUUGUAUGGCAACUUUUAUGUUCUGCUACGGAAGCUCCGGAAAAGAAAUUAUACGCUGAAUAUAUUAAGACCAAAUCCCCAUGUGAAAAAGUGAUAAGGAGGGACAUAGCCCGUACAUAUCCAGAACAUGAUUUCUUCAAGGAAAAAGAUGGUUUAGGACAAGAAUCUCUUUUCAAUGUGAUCAAGGCGUAUUCUUUACAUGAUCGCGAAGUUGGCUACUGUCAAGGAUCUGGUUUCAUUGUCGGCCUACUACUUAUGCAGAUGCCAGAGGAAGAAGCGUUCGCUGUCUUGGUUAAAAUAAUGCAGGACUACAAGAUGCGAGACAUGUUCAAACCGAGCAUGGCAGAGCUUGGUGUUUGCAUGUUCCAACUGGAGAAUCUGGUUAGCGAACAACUACCCGAUCUCAACCAACAUUUCCAAUCGCAGAAUUUCCAUACAUCGAUGUACGCUUCCGGUUGGUUCCUCACCCUGUUCACGACCACCCUAACACUGCCGUUAGCCUGUAGGAUAAUGGAUGUAUUUUUGUCGGAAGGGAUGGAGAUUAUUUUCAAGGUCGCACUGGCCAUGUUAACCUUGGGUAAAGAUGAUUUGAUGUCAUUGGAUAUGGAGGGAAUGCUAAAGUUUUUCCAAAAGGAAUUACCUCAGAGGGCACAAUCUGAUCCAGACAGUCUAAUGACCUCUGCAUACACAAUGAAAUAUAAUGCAAAGAAAAUGAAGAAAUUGGAAAAAGAAUACAUAGUUAUCAAAACUAAAGAACAGGAAGAGAUGACAGAACUGAAGAAACUUCGAACAGAAAAUAAACAGUUGAGGCAUCGUUGUGAAAUGUUGGAGGAAGAAAGCAAGGCUCUUGCUGAUCGGCUAGUGAAAGGACAGGUCAGUAGAGCUGAAGAAGAAGAAACCACUUUUUGUGUACAAAGAGAAUUGGAUGCUUUGAGGCACACACAUUUAGAAACUACACAUCAGUUAUGCUUAGCGAACGAGAAAAUUCGUUCUUUGUCUCUCAAGAUGGAAGAAACGCACACAUCUCGUCAAUCUUCGAUUGAGGAGAUAUCUCUGAAGCAGGAACAACUACAACAAAGGGAAGAAAUGAUUGAAUGUUUGCAGGAGGAACUAGUCAAGGUUAGAUUGAGAGAAGCUGAGAAUGACGCCCUAAUCAGGGAACUCAGGAGUAAAAUACACGAAUUAGAGGAAGACAAGAAGACUCUCAGAGAAACUGCCCCAGAUAAUAGUGUGGCUCAUCUCCAAGAAGAAUUGAUAGCGGUAAAACUUAGAGAAGCUGAAGCAAACUUAUCAUUGAAGGAUCUCAGACAAAGAGUGAGCGAGCUGAGCGCACAAUGGCAAAGGCAUUUACAAGACCACCAAAAAGAACAGAAUCAAUCUGGCGAAAGCCAUAGCACACCCAAGAAGCUAUUGUUCUGGGAAAAUAGGCACAAUGAAACACAAAAACUGGAAGAUGAACUUAUGACCACUAGAAUUAGAGAGAUGGAAACGCUGACUGAACUGAAAGAAUUGCGACUCAAGGUGAUGGAGUUAGAGACUCAGGUGCAAGUGAGCACAAAUCAACUUAGAAGGCAGGAUGACCAAAUUAAAAAACAGAGAGAGCAGCUGGAGGCUGCCGAAUUAAGAGACAGAGAAGCGGCAGCUAGACUGCUCGAGGAACAAAGAAGAUAUUCAGAUCUUGAAAGCAAAAUGAAGGAUGAACUCAUGAAUGCAAGAAUAAGUGACGCGGAGAAGACGCAGGUUGUUGCAGAAAUGAGGCAGCAAAUAAGCGAAUUGGAACUGAAGAGUCAGGAGAUUGCCACAGAAGGUGAACUUAGGAUUCAUUCAGUUGAUGAAAGUGAACAUGUUCGGGAGCUACAAGACAAAAUAGUCGAUUUACAAGCUGAGGUCAUGAGAUUGGAAACCUUAAGAAAACGAUGGAUAGGCAACGGUAAUCAAUGUCUACAAUCUAGGUCAUCAUCAGUAGACAGUACAGAUGAUGACAUCAAAUUUCGACCUGAUGACCCCUCACUAAGGCUAACAAUAGCGGAUUCUCCUACUUCUCAUGAUCAUCCCUUUGGUGAUUUUUCCAAUUCAGUUUCCUCAAGUUUGGACCCUCUAUAUUGUAACAGUGAAGAUAUCAAAAGUUAUCAACAAAAGAAUUCCCCUGUUUGACCAUUCAACUGUGUUGAACAAUGUAGUCAAUUGUAUCAGCAAAAAUUAGGAUUUUCUAAUGAUUAUUUGUGAAAAAUAUUAGAUGAAUCUGUUGAAAAAACGGUAGUAUUGAAAUUUCACAAUUUUCACUCAUUAACAUAUUGUUAUUCAUAAAGAUGAAUUUGUUGUUUCAGUAUUACUGUUGUUAUUUAUAAUGUAGUAUUUAUUCAAUUAUUGUUUUGGAUAUUGUGGUUUCUGGUUAUUGGAUAAUUUUUCUCCAACUUGAGCAAUAAAAAAAACAUUGAUUAGAAAUAAAACAUUCCACAGUGUCAAGCAAGUAAUUUAUAUAUGUAAGCUUUGUAUGAAUUAGAAGUAGAUUUAUACAGAAAUUAACUGUUCCACAUGGUUUUUUCCUCAAAUUCUGACUGGAUCAUAUGAAUAAACAAUAUUAUCUUUCUUAUUCAAUUCUUAUAGUUAUACUGUAUAUAUUUUUAAAUGGAGAAAUUGGUUUCUUGAACAACAAAAAUCUAACAAAUAAAAUUUCUAUUUUAAAAUGUUUUUAUAAUUUAAUUUUGUUCUCAUAUGAUCUUUCACUGAAGACAGCUUUUUAUCAAAUAUGUCCAACUUUAUUUUUAUAUGUUGUAUUUUUAACAAUCAGUAUUUUAUUGGCUUUGUACUUAGUGUUAAAAUACUUGAUGAGAUUUUAAGAUUGAAAACUUUAUGUUAACUGCUUUUGAUAUCAAUCAUUUAUUAUUCCAUGAGAUGUAAGAAUCAUUUCCAACUAAAUCAUUUCAAAAUUCAUAAUCUAAACUCCAUUGAUAAAACGCAAUUUUCAUUUUGGAUAUUUUAUUGCCAUUUUGAUUUAUCAUUUUCACGGUAAAAAUUGGAAAUAUUAGUAAUUAGUUGUGAUUUUAUGUGUUACUUUCUUUUGAACAUAAACAAAUAUGACUUAAUCAAUACAUUAAAUGUUCUAAUUAACCAGCUGUUCAAAAUUUCAAGUCCAUGUACUGCAUAUAUGUUGUAGGACCAUAAAUUCAUUAAUUGAUACAUUCUGAGAUCUUAUUAUAGUAGAAUUUAUUUAUUGAAUAAUUUUCCAGGCAAGUUGUGAUUUUUAUUGUGCAAUCAGAUAUUUACAUUUAUUUAUGACGAAUUUGUUCAAUGUUUUUAUUACAAAAUCUAAAUGUUUUAUUUAUAAUAACCAUUUGUUUGUUACUUCUAUGUUUUAUUUGAAAUUUAGCGCACAUUAUUUAGUAUAUGGUAUUAUUUUGAAUAUUUGUUGAAAGAAAUGUAAUUAUACUAUUAUUUAACAAUAAAAUGUCGAUGUUUCAA